Molecule: messenger RNA, 1890 nt
Organism: Entrophospora candida
Lineage: Eukaryota; Fungi; Glomeromycota; Glomeromycetes; Entrophosporales; Entrophosporaceae
Source: the annotation of a GenBank genome assembly
AUGCUCAUAAUACAUCAACUUUGUAUCAAUACUAUUCGUACUCUUGCUCCUGAUAUUGUUAGUAAGGCAAACUCUGGUCAUCCCGGUACGCCUAUGGGUUGUGCUCCACUUGCUCAUGCGCUUUUCUCGAAGUUUAUCACUAUUAACCCCAAAAAUCCAAGCUGGAUAAAUAGAGAUCGUUUUGUAUUAUCAAAUGGUCAUGCAUGUGUUUUACAAUAUAUAUUGUUACAUGUCCUAGGUUUUGACCUUACCAUGGAUGAUCUAAAACAGUUUCGUCAAGUAGAUAGCAAAACGCCUGGUCAUCCUGAAUGUCAUUUAACACCUGGUAUCGAAACAACCACAGGUCCUCUUGGACAAGGAUUCGCUAAUUCGGUUGGAUUGGCUAUUGCACAAACACAUUUUGCUGCGACUUUUAAUAAAGAAUCAUUUGAUUUGUUUACGAAUCAUACUUUUGUAAUUGCUGGUGAUGGAUGUCUUCAAGAGGGUAUUAGUUCUGAAGCAGCUUCACUUGCAGGUCAUCUUAAGCUUGGAAACUUGAUUGUAUUUUACGAUGAUAACCAUGUCUCUAUUGAUGGUAACACUGAUAUAGCAUUUACCGAAGAUGUAGUUAAACGAUUUGAAGGAUAUUGUUGGCAUACACAAUUUAUUGAGGAUGGCGAUAAUGAUUUUGCCGGAAUUUGCAAAGCAAUAGAGAAUGCAAUAAAUGUUAAAGACAAGCCUUCCUUGAUUAAAAUCAGAACUACAAUUGGUAUUGGUUCUAAAGAUCAAGGCACCGGAAAAGUUCAUGUGGGUAGGAGGGGUGUUGAUGCUGACGAAAAUUGGAAUAAACUUUUUAAAAGUUAUUGUUCGAAAUAUCCUGAAUUGGGAAAUGAAAUCAAAAGAAGAUUUUCGGGUAAAUUACCAGAGGGUUGGGCAGACAAUUUACCUAGAUAUAAACCAUCUGAUCCUGACCUAGCUACUAGAAAAUUGUCAGAAAAAGUCUUGGAUAAAAUUGCUGAUGUUUUACCAGAAUUGAUUGGUGGAUCUGCAGAUUUGACUGAAUCUAAUUUGACACGUUGGAAAACAGCUGUGGAUUUUCAACCUGAUGAUAGUGGCUUGGGGAAUUAUGCAGGUCGAUAUAUUAGAUACGGAGUUCGUGAGCAUGCUAUGAGUGGUGCUAUGAAUGGUUUGACUGCAUAUGGUGGUAUAAUUCCAUUUGGUGGGACAUUUUUGAAUUUCAUUAGUUAUGGUUUGGGUUCUGUAAGAUUAUCUGCUCUUUCCUCCUUCCGUGUACUUUAUAUCGUGACUCAUGAUUCUAUUGGUUUAGGUGACCUUCGUGCAUUACCAAAUAUAUUAAUAAUACGCCCUGCAGAUGGUAAUGAAGUUUCAGGUGCUUAUUUAGCUGCAAUACAAAGAUCAAAUUGUCCAUCAGUACUAGUUCUUUCUCGUCACAGUAUUCCUCAACUGGAAGAUACUUCAGUUGAAAAAGUUCUUAAGGGCGGAUAUGUCUUGAAAGAAUGUGAUAAUGCGCAAAUCACUUUAGUUGCAACGGGAUCAGAAGUAUCACUUAUCGUUGACACAGCCAAAUUACUAGAAAAAGAUCAAAUCAAUACUCGCAUUGUAUCUUUACCAUCGUUUGAAUUAUUUGAAGAACAAACUAAGGAAUACCAAUGGUCAGUUCUACCUGAUGGUAUUCCUAUAUUAAGUGUUGAGGCACUUUCUACAUUUGGUUGGACCAAAUAUGCUCAUGUAAAUUUUGGUAUGAAAUCAUUUGGCUCUUCUGGGCCUUAUAAAGAAGUUUUCAAAAAAUACGGCUUUGUGCCAGAAAAAAUUGCAACUAUGGCAAAACAAACUAUAGAUUUCUAUAAAAAUAACCAUAUUCCCUCUGUAAUUGAUAAACCUUUGAUUUAG